GUAGUUCUGAAGGUCGUUGCAUUUUUGAAUUUAGGGUCACUAAGCUGGCUCUUGAGGUAGACUGCUUGCCUCUCUACAUUUUUGGAUAUUAAACUAUCAAAGUCUAAUGGCCAUGUAUGAACUAGUCAGCGUAUUCCUCCUUUGUUACGCUUGGUAAUCCACUUCGUACUGUCCAUUGUGUGUUUCAAUUCAAGCCAUGCUUCCAAAUUUACCCAUGCGAUUAGUAAAGAAUCUUGUGAAUUUUCCGGCUGUUGUUAGACAAUCUAUUAUUGACUCGUAUGAAAAACUAAAAUCUACGGACUAUCGUCCAAUUUAUGAAAUUUACGAUAAUCUAACUGGAUUGGAUCGUGUUAGAUCCUUACAUGUUGGAGUCGCUGAAGCUGAAAGAAACUUCGUACAGAAACAAGUCGAAAGAAGAGCUUGUCAAACGGAAGUGUUUCAGUUAGAAGAAGCUAGAAAUCGAAUUAACAUACAACUAGAUAGUGUUAAACGUAGUGAUGAAAGUUUUUUGAAAUUAGUUACAGAGUUGCAUGAGCUUUCACGUCAACAUCAACAAGCUCGUGAUAAGUUAACAUCUAUUGAAUUAGCUGAACAAGUAACAUUUGAACAAUUCUCUAGUAUUCUACGUCAUUCACAAGCUGAAGAACGCAUUCAAGCUAGCCGAAUGCGACAAUGGACUGUUGGAUUUAGUUUAGCUGCUGGUUUGAUUGGUUUUAGCGCUACAUGGAUACGUUUUCGUCAACUUGAUAAGCAAAAUGCAUCAUCACUUCGCUUAACCUCUGCUACUGGUCAGCCAACUACUGAGUACUCCAUCCAAGAUAUAACUUCCAGUCUUCACUCAUCCAAUCAAAGAUUAAAAACAACAUUGGAUGACUUAAAUCAAAUAAGAAAUAAUUUGAACGAUUUGAUCAAAACACUGAAAGAAAAUUUGAACGUGAUAAAUAUGAAUAUUACAAAGUCAUCUGAUGUUAAGGAUGGUCAAUUACCUGUUGUCAAUAUGAUUGCAGAAAUUCCUAGUAUUGGUGAAACAAAAUAUAUGUAUUAUGCUUAUGGAACUGGUAUAUUACUUUUGUCUACUUUCAUAUUAUUCUUAAUUAAUAGAUAAAAAUGAUAUGGAUAUGGAUACUUUUUCUUGAACUACCUAGAAAGGGAAAUAGAUUAGUAGAUAGUAGUGAUGUUGGUGACCUGGAAACGUGAUUUCGGAGCUCAACGGACAAUUAUUUGAAGUUGGUCAUACAUAACGUUUUUCUGAGUAGUAUUUAUUGUGUUAGCUGCGUGCUUUAAAGAUCUUGAUCACUUAUUCACUCUCCUCCAAACGUUAGACCACUAUCAUACUUAUUGCAGAUUAACAGUCUUCAUGUCUCUUGAUAUUAAGGUUGUCUCUGAUUUGUUGGAUAGAAACAUGAUUUGAGAUUGUCUUCUGGGGAAGGAUUUUUCUGUGAAGUUUAUUAAUAUCUUGGAAGAUCCAUACACAAAUACCCCAGGUAGAGUGAGGGUAUGCAACCACCUUUCUACAUUACAGGAUUAACUGUAAAAUGACUUUCCUACCUUCUGUAUGCUAAUAAGAUUGUCUUAUUGUGCGAUGACACAGAACUAAUUCAAACCUCGGUUUUUCAAUUGGUACUUGGUGUUUAUAAAUAUAGCAUGUGUCUUACACCUUCCAAAUCCGAAAUACUUAUUCAUGAUUAGUAGGAAGCUGAGUGCUGGUGUUGGCGUAUCAUGAGAUCAAUCUAUGCAUAGUGAAAGCCAGAAUGGCUUGUGACGAUCUGAACCUUCUUCCGCUCUGUUGUAAUGUUAGUCUGCCUAUAAGGGCUCGGGUUUACGCGUCGGUGCGAGCUGUACUACUGUAAGCUUGUAGAACCUGGUCUCUACCAGCCGAGGAUGUCCGGCGAUUCUCUGUGUUCGACCGUCGUAGGGAUGGAAGGACUUCUGAUGUCCAGUGGCAACAGAAUGUCAGUUUGCCAAUUUGUGUUCGGGUACAGUAAUAACAAUUAAAUCAGUGUCAUCACCUUGAAAUACUGGCUUCAGUGGUUUUGAUUUGUUUUAUGAAUAUCAUCCUGAUGUCCACCAUAUGUAACAUUAUUUGCUGAUACUGGGCGCGGAAAGUGGAGGAGCGGUAAUUUCAUAACAGCCUAGUUGUAUAUGAUUGCUAUCUGUCGGUCCAUCACAACUCCCUAUUCGGUGUCCGAGACAUGAAUCAACUUCAGUGGCUUGAAAUAUUAUCAGACAUGGCUCAGACUAGAAGCCAAUGACAGUUGUCUUAUUGCGUUUUUCUACGUUUUUCAUAAAAAUGGGAUGAAGUACCGUAACCAAGAGACGUUUCUCUUGGUUUUGUUUUUGUCUGAAAUAUAUCUUCUAUUAUAUAGUAUUUUCGUUCACGUGGUUGCUUAUUUUUGUUUGUACUCCUGUUCCCUCAUUUAUCUCCUUGCUUAUGUUGCCUAUACCCAUCUUUUUCUGUCCAGUUGUACCACACUGUCUGUAUUAAAUAGGUGAAUUAAGUGACUUACUUCUAGUUAAGGAAAUCCGUGGGGUAAGGUGAGGUGUACUAUGUCAAGGGCUGAGGUUUUAUUCCCUUUUCCUACUGUUUUGAGAAGAGAGCACAUCUACAGAUCAUGUUAAUCCGAUGGAUCCAAUUUUUGUCGUCUCAUUUCUGCAUAGUCGUCAGCUUGACUUUGCCCUCGGAUUUCAUGGUUUCGUUCUGAUAGCUUUCUAGCCAACUUGCUAAACAUGAUAGGACCUAGGGGAAUAAAUAUUCCAUUCAAAAUAACUCGAUUGAGCCAUCGCCACGGGUAAGCUUAUUCACCACAUUAAUUCACGGGCUACGAUUGGGAAAACAGCAUGAACGUCUGUAGACCAACCAGUUAUUUGAAGUUUACUUAUAUGUUAACCUGGAAGAAACUUAUUUGAUCGUUAUUAAAUUUUAGAUGCUUAACAAAUUAGAAAGUUAAUGAAAUACAUUUUGGUAUAAUCUGUAAGGUGAUUAACAGCUCAGUUUAUUUUUAGACACGAAAUUUCCUAAUAAAACAAACAAAAUAUCUGGAAAUGCUUUGACGAAAAACCAUUUUUGAACGUUACAUUUAACUAGGUAUUAUUAGAAAGGUUUGACUUGUUUCAUUUAACUUUCUACUCAUUGUUGUAUUUCGACUAACAGUAGCAACCAAGACGUGACAUUCAUUUUGUUUUUAAGACUUCAAGUGAAUUUGCCUGUACCCCGAUGUUGAUGUUCACAUCGAGACUUGUACGAGGAAAUUCAAACGCUUACGUAUUAUUUCCGCCGAUUUUCAGAACCAUAGAUAUUUGGAUGUUUGCCUAGUUUGACUACUUUUAAAUAAAUAAGUAGUCAAACGUUUUUGUACAAAUUAAGUUUGAGCGAUUGGUAGUCCUGAAUAUAAAUAUCCAAAUUCUCAGGAUGCAAAAUCCACCACUUCUAACGCAUAAUAUUGUCAAAUUCAUUGAUGUAUGCCUUGUUCUGACCUUUGUAAAAUAUCACAGUAAUUAUGGAGCCUGGUAAUGAAGUUGUUGAAAACAAUUGUUUGCUCAAAUAUUCUUUGUUUUCGGAUUAAUAAGAACACAUCCACGUAGUAUUUACCUUAAACAGUGCAUCUUUCUUUGACUAUCUACACACUAUGAUCCAUUGACAUUCAAAAUAUUAUGCGAGUGUAUUCAAGGAUUUAUUGGGUGCUUAAGGGGGAGAUAUACUUUAUUGGAUUCCGAAAUUUCAGAAUUGGCUAUAUAUGUCUUAACUCUAUUAGGC
Schistosoma haematobium is the source of this 3754-nucleotide messenger RNA. RefSeq lists its product as uncharacterized. The transcript has 8 exons. The record is from RefSeq and is a predicted model, not a curated record. Lineage: Eukaryota; Metazoa; Platyhelminthes; Trematoda; Strigeidida; Schistosomatidae. The coding region runs from base 197 to 1105 and encodes 302 amino acids.